CACAGCUUGUUGUCAAUGAUUCUGUCUUUAAAUCACCAAAAUCAGGUGUGAGCACCAUAAACUCAUGAAGGGUUUAUGAAAUGAAAGCAGGUGAAUUCAUGAUGGGCAUUUGUUGAGAUGUACCACACAGCCAACGUCAUGUCAGCCAGGCAGCUCAGCAGAGGAUAAUAGUAUUUAGAUGUCCUGUAAGCACGCGGAUCCUCUCAGUCAGCAACAUUAAUGGGGCCAUGAGGCAUCCUGCUCAUGUCCUCCAAUGCUUAGGUGCAGUGGGUAUUAGACAGCAGUAAUGCUGGCUGGUCUGAGCGUGCUGCCUGCUGUGUAGUCUGGGGGGAUCAACAUGGGGAGCACCAGCAAGGUGGCUAACUUGUGGAACAGGAGACAGAGUCUCUUCCCCAACUACAAAGUCAGUGAUUCAGACAUUCAACGAAGACCCUCGGAGAUUGCUUAUCCGCUAGCCAAGGAAAGCUGCGUGAAGACAUGGAACUCCAUGCAGGAUCUGAGCAGGGACAUCUACGACAUUUACGCAGAGUAUGAGGACGAAGAGGACGACUGUGCGCCGUACGGCUUCUCCAAGCAGGUCUCACCCUCCAAGAAGAACUACGUGAUCAACAUCAAUGUAGGAGGGAAGCCCUACCAGAUAGCCUACAAGAUGGCUGCCAAGUAUCCCAAGACCAGAAUAGGACGACUGGCCACCUACACGGACCACAACAUGAAGCUGGACCUGUGCGAUGACUACACUGUGACCAACAAUGAGUACUUCUUCGACAGGGACCCAGACGUCUUCCACAGCAUCUUCAACUUCUACAGGACCGGUGUGCUGUGGAUCAAGGACGAGUUGUGUCCCCGCAACUUCCUGGAGGAGAUCAACUACUGGGGCGUGAGGAUCAAGAACACCCACCGCUGCUGCCGCAUCUCCUUCGAGGAGAGGCAGGACGAUUUGAACGAGCAGCUGAAGAUCCAGAGGGAGCUGGAGGCGGAGGUGGAGAUCGAGGAGAACGAGGAGCUCUUUCAUGACAUGUUCAUCGGCCAGCAGCGGCGAGCCAUCUGGAACUUGAUGGAGAAGCCGUUCUCGUCCAUCAAGGCCAAGCUGAUGGCGUUGGCCUCCAGCCUGUUCGUCCUGAUCUCCCUGGUGGCUAUGACGCUCAACACUGUGGAGGAGAUGCAGUACAGAACUGCCAAAGGUCAGCUCAGUGGGAAGACAUACUGGGAAUACGUGGAGUCCAUGUGCAUCGCCUUCUUCACCAUGGAGUACCUGCUCCGUCUGGUGUCCACUCCUGACCUCAAAUCCUUCAGCAGGAGUGUGCUCAACACCGUGGACCUGAUCGCCAUCCUGCCUCAGUAUCUGCAGGGCAUCCUGGAGUUCUUUGACAACGAGGAAAACUACAUGAAGCACGAGGCUGACAUGCAGGCGGUGGGACAGGUGGGGAAACUGGGCCAAGUGCUGCGGAUCAUGAGACUGAUGCGAAUCUUUCGUAUCUUGAAGCUGGCGCGACACUCCACGGGUCUGCGGGCGUUUGGCUUCACUCUGCGUCAGUGCUACCAGCAAGUGGGCUGCCUCUUCCUCUUCAUUGCCAUGGGCAUCUUCAGCUUCUCUGCCAUGGUUUACACCGUGGAGCACGACAUGCCGCAAACAAACUUCACCAGCAUUCCUGCAGCUUGGUGGUGGGCAUCUGUCAGCAUCUCCACGGUGGGCUACGGAGACAUCUACCCGGAGACCAUACUGGGACGCCUCUUUGCUUUCAUCUGCAUUGCUUUUGGGAUCAUCCUCAACGGUCUGCCCAUAUCCAUCCUCUUCAACAAGUUCUCAGACUAUUACGCCAAACUCAAGUCCAACCAGUACACGGCCUCCACGAAGAAACGCGGGAAGCUGAGAUUCGGCAACAGGACCUUAAAGCAGCUCAACCAGUGCUUCGGGACCAACAACUGUCCCACACAUUCACUUCCUACUUCAUAAAGGAAUAAUACACUGUAAAACCCUGCAAGAAUAGUAGUGUUUGAGGGACUAAAGACGAGGGAUCAAUCCCCAGAAGUGGCACAUCUGGAUGUGAAGUCCAGUAAAUUGGCAGCUCUUGUUGCUGGGAAGCCGGUGAGGGAUAUUCACCCUCUCUAAGCCUGUUAGUUUGUGAAUGGGAAUUUGCCAUAUGGGGAGAAAAUUAAGUUUUAAUAUUUUGCUUUUUGUACACAGGUAACCAUAUUUUUGCUACUAAAUAGCCAGAAGCAUGAAAAGAAAAACAAAAGAUGAAAGAAAUAUCCCCAUUCAGUUUGUAUAUAACAUAUAACAACUCUAGAUUAUUAUAUAGAACAAUUACAGUUACACAAGCAUUGUUCAAACACACAUAAGAAGAUCUCAAAGAUGGAGGAAGAAUUUGGGGGAAAUGUGUAUAAAAUGAACACAUCUACAGCGAUGCAGCUGCACACAUACGUGGGUUUGAAUAUUUGUCUCAAUGUAAGUCGGCUUCAGUGAAGUUGGAGCCAGAAUAUAAAGAAUAUUAUUAAAUCUGAAAGCCUUCUGACUCCCCACAGAUACAGAUACAGUCAACAUCCUGCUGUUUGGGUGGAGAGGUCAAACUAUGGAAUGAAUAAGCUUUUUAUUUUCAUCGCAGCAGCUCUCAGAGCAUCGACCUUUUUGUUUAUCUGCAUUAUAAUUCUACGCCUUUUGGAAGAUUUGCUUUCAGGGAGCAGCUUAACCAGGAAUCAGCAACAAAUAUCAGUUUAUUUCUCUUUUUUUAAGUCUGUGUGCUCACACAGGAGAUCUGGUGCGGCUUUUCAAGUGUUUGCAGUGUUCAAUAGUUUCGCCUUUACAGUACGCAGAAUGAUUUACUGACAGUGUGCAACCAGUUCUCAAUAAACACUA
Morone saxatilis (striped sea-bass) is the source of this 2854-nucleotide messenger RNA. Its product is annotated as potassium voltage-gated channel subfamily V member 2-like. Gene Ontology annotation, biological process: protein homooligomerization; potassium ion transmembrane transport. The coding region runs from base 338 to 1954 and encodes 538 amino acids. The record is from RefSeq and is a predicted model, not a curated record. Gene Ontology annotation, cellular component: voltage-gated potassium channel complex; membrane. Gene Ontology annotation, molecular function: voltage-gated potassium channel activity. NCBI's taxonomy places the organism in Eukaryota, Metazoa, Chordata, Actinopteri, Moronidae. The transcript has 2 exons.